UGAAGCGACGUCUUGAACGGAGUCCGCACUCGUUAACUACCGGCACGUGCAUCGCACCCUUGGAUUCGCUAGAGUGCAGCAGACUUACGCAAGAAAAUGUUCUUUCAACCCGCCAACUCCGCUUCACCAGGUGCCUGGAGUUGGAUUCUAGCUUGAAUACUGGUGUGCAGGCUCGUGGUCCUCCCCGCGUUCCCCACAUGUGUGUAUGGGAGUCUAUCCUACCUCAUCACGUUUUCUGUCUUAACAGUCAAUCGGGGGGCCAGAGCUGCUCAGUCGAGUCCGACGCAGUGCUCUAUGGACACAAGCCAGUGAGGUGAAUCUCGCCAAUGUGCGAGGGGAUCAAUUGUCGCCCGGUUAUCAGUACUAGGACCGCCAGUGAACUGGUGUGAACGGACUUUUGACAUGCCCAGUGAUUUAGCUUCCUCUGUGGUUACCGCACCGGCAAAGAGAUGUGCACAAAUAUAAACUCUUGCACGGCAUUGGCCCCCAGAACAGUCGAAGCCUGGGAUGUUCCGUCUGCAGCUUUUUUUCCUUUAUUUUUUAAGCUGACAAUGCGUCAGUACACCCCGCAGAAUGUACACAUUUGAUCUUGAGGGGAGCUGCAGCCGUGUGCAAGCAUCUUCGCCGUCAUUGUGCAUCUGUUGUUGCCUGGAUUUGUGACACGUCUCCGUUCGAAGGGGCACGAAACGAGAUUCCGAUAGGGCUGCCCCUGCCCCUGUUUUUGAUAUAAGAUGUGGCCGCCACACCCUGUCUGCGCGCCUCCCCCGCAUUGAUUCCACUUCGUCCGUGGUUCCGGUCGACUUCUGGUCGGCAGCGAGGUGUGCGCAAGCAAGCGACAUGCCCCAGGCAAAAACGCCAACGGCUGUCCUCUCUCUAGCAAAUGUGUUUUUCUCCACUUUCAUCGCGGUUUCUGGAGAUGUGUACAUCUCUGACCUUCUGUUCACUUCGCUUCCGUUCCCCCUCACGACUGGGUGUUGUAGCCAGCUCGCUUCGCUCGCUUCGCAGCCACCCUGUCACCGUCUCUGUGCAAUGUUGGGAUCUGCAAACGGUGCUGCUAUCGUCUCGUCCGCAAUGAAGAAAAUGCAGGUCUGCAGACAAAACAGACGCCAAAGGCGUUCUGCCACUUGUCUUGCGGCUGGUGUGGGUAUCCUUGCUCUCAUCGCACUUUCCGUCUUCGCCGCAGCCGCCCCGGCAACGCCCCCACCUGCCGUCAAGGAACUUACUGAUGCCACUUUCGAGCAUGACACCCAAGCUUCUACGGGGGCUACCACGGGCCACUGGUUUGUCAAGUUCUACGCCCCGUGGUGUGGCCAUUGCAAAGCGAUGGCCAAUGCAUGGGAGGACCUGGCUAAAGCGCUGAGCGGAAAAAUCAACGUGGCAAAACUCGACGCAACCAGCAACAGCAUCACUGCGAAACGCUUCAAGAUUCAGGGCUUUCCCACCCUGUACUACCUCGCCAACGGAAAGAUGUACGAGUACCGCGGCGAACGCAGCGUUGAGAAGCUGAAGGCCUUCGCUGAGGGUGGCUGGAAAUCUGUUGAAGGCGAGACGAUCCCUUCUCCCCUUACAACUUUCGACGUCCUGAAGGACGAACUGAUUUCGGCUUUCCUGCAGCUGCAAGGAAUUGUCUACCACGCGCCGCUGCCGUUCUUUCUGUUGUUCUUCAUCGGUAUGUUCUCUGGUAUCCUCUUGAUGUGCCUGUGCAGCCUGUGCUCCUCGAAGAAGGAGCAGAAACGCAGUGCAGUCGCUUCGAGAAGCGUGAAGAAGAAGGACUAAGGCCACUAGAGUGUGCUUUUGUCACUUACUCCGUAUAUAGGAGUGUUCUCCGAUCUACUUUUUGCUUUUGUGUGUAUCUUCUGCAUUUUUCCCUUCAAAUGCGGUUUAAAUCGGCAUCCGUUCUCCUGGUCGCUUUGGAGGACACACCACAUAUCUGGACCGCUCGUUUUUCUUUGUUUCUCGUUUCUACUGGAGACCGAGACUCCUGCAUUGGUGCUCUAGGGUGCCUCGGAACGCGAGCUCCGUGGCGACAAUGAUGCAGAAUGUAUUACCCCAUCAAACAAUAUCAGGGUUCCGUCUGCCUCCACAACUGCCGUGUGGCAAGGGGAAGGUCGAUGCCAGAGCAGUUCCCAUACAGAGCGUAUUUCUUCCAAACAUUCUCAAAGACGAUUGAGUAGACAGACGGUUUGAGCCGUAGAAACAUUACACUAGAUCUUUUUGUAGCCAGGAAGCAUUACACAUUGCCCCGCGAAAAGUAAACAGGUCGACUGGAAAAAAACGGUGUAGUUGAAGCACCGGUCGAGUGAAUUCAAAAGGACACAAACGAUAUGCAAUAUAGGGUUCAGCAGCUCCUCAAAAACACGGAUACACAAUUUUGUCGAUAUGUCAGAACUGUGUAAUCCUCUACGUGGAAGCAUGCGGGGAUCCGUCUCGCCACAGACAAUACAGCACCUCGCUUCGUUUGUCAGUCAAGUCGCUAGGGAACUAUUAAAUUUGAGGUUAAGGACAUAUCGGGUCUGUAUAGAGUCACAAAGGUAGCUCAC
Toxoplasma gondii ME49 is the source of this 2540-nucleotide messenger RNA. RefSeq names its product thioredoxin domain-containing protein. Gene Ontology annotation, cellular component: endoplasmic reticulum lumen. NCBI's taxonomy places the organism in Eukaryota, Apicomplexa, Conoidasida, Eucoccidiorida, Sarcocystidae. The record is from RefSeq and is a predicted model, not a curated record. Gene Ontology annotation, molecular function: protein disulfide isomerase activity; protein-disulfide reductase activity. Gene Ontology annotation, biological process: response to endoplasmic reticulum stress. The coding region runs from base 838 to 1776 and encodes 312 amino acids. The transcript is spliced from 4 exons.